AUGGCCGACGAUACCCCUGUCGCAGCGCCCGCGACCGAGGCUGGUGAGCAGCCUGAGCAAGCUUCGUCUGAGAAGCCCACUGAGAAGGAGCCCGAGAACGUGACUGUGCCAGAAGACAAGGCCGCUGAAGCUGCCAAUGUCCCCGAAAAGAAGGAGUCUGAAGCUCCAGCUGAAAAGCCCACUGAAUUUGAGAGUAAGGGCAAGGAUGAAGAUGCAGCUGCCCCUGGGGAUACUGGGGCUGGUGCGGCCUCGGAGGCGAACGGAACCUCUGCGAAAAAGUCUUCCAAGGAUCGCCGCCGGUCAAGCGGCGUUGGUGAAAACAAGUCUAAGUUGAGCCGCAAGAAGUCGCAGAGUCGUAUUACCCACCUCAACGCGAAGCCUGGCGAGUACUAUCUUGCGCGCCUUCGCAGCUAUGCGCCGUGGCCUUCCAUCAUCUGCGAUGAGGAGAUGCUGCCACAGACGCUGCUGGAGACCCGUCCGGUUACUGCCAUGCAGCCGGAUGGAUCAUACAAGGGGGAGUAUGUCGAGGGUGGCAAGCGAGUCCAUGAGAGGACGUUCCCCGUCAUGUUCUUCCAGACCAAUGAAUUCGCGUGGAUCCCCAACAUGCAGCUGACCCCCCUCGACCCCGCUGAAUGCAAAGAUGUCCCCGAAAAGAACAAGACCAAGUCGCUGAUUGGUGCCUACAAGGUUGCUGCAGAAGGCAAAGAUCUGCAACACUUCAAGGGUCUUCUGUCUGAACACCAAGCAGCUUUGCAGCACGAAAUUGAGCAGCGCGAGGCUGAGGAGGCUCAGAAGGCUGCAGUCAAGGCCGAGAAAGACGACAAGAAGGGCAAGCGCAAGAGCAAGGGCGCCGACACCGACGUUGACAUGGAGGAUGCCGACGAUGGCAAGAAGUCCAAGAGCUCGAAGAAGCGCAAGAAGGAUGCCGAAACGGACGGCGAAGCUGACAAGCCCUCCAAAACUCCCAAGACUGCUACCAAGCUGAAAUUGACCACCCCGAAGGCUCCCGCCGAUGAAAGCGGAAAGAAGACCCCCGCCAGUAAGAACAAAAAAGCUCCUGCAAAGAAGGGCAAGGCCGCCGCCAGUGACGAGGAAGACGCCGGGGCAGGGGCUAAGCAGCCGGGAAAGCAAGCUGACCCGGAAGAAGUCAAACACAAGAAGGAGAAAGAGAUUUUGUUCCUUCGCCACAAGCUCCAGAAAGGGUUCAUCUCCCGCGAUCAACCUCCCAAGGAAGAUGAGAUGGCCACCAUGGCCUCCUAUUUCGAUAAGCUCGAGAAGCAUGCCGAUCUGGAGGUUGCCAUUAUUCGCAACACCAAGAUUAACAAGGUCCUGAAAAUGAUCGUCAAGCUCAGCUCCGUUCCCCGCGAUGAGGAGUUCAAUUUCCGACACCGCGCCAUGAACAUCCUGUCCAACUGGAAAAGUGUAUUGGAUGGGGACACUCCGGCAGCAUCAGGCGACAAGGAGGCUAAGCCCACGGUGAACGGGGCUUCCAAGGAAGAGGGAGCGGACACGCCUAAGCUGGAAACCGAAGAGGAGAAGGAGCCCGAGACCAAGCUCAAGGACGAAGCUGACACUCCCAUGCCUGAUGCCGAUGCCGACAAGGCGCCCGCUGCUGAAGAAUCCAGCAAGACAGCCCGGGAGAGCACAGAGGAUGACAAGACCGCGGAGCAGCCUGCAGAGGAGAAGGCUGUCGAAGCUGCCGCAUAA
This is a messenger RNA of Penicillium alfredii, 1707 nucleotides long. RefSeq lists its product as uncharacterized. The transcript has 5 exons. Bases 1 to 1707 code for a protein of 568 amino acids. The record is from RefSeq and is a predicted model, not a curated record. Lineage: Eukaryota; Fungi; Ascomycota; Eurotiomycetes; Eurotiales; Aspergillaceae. Gene Ontology annotation, cellular component: mitochondrion. Gene Ontology annotation, biological process: anterograde axonal transport.